This is a messenger RNA of Aspergillus ochraceoroseus IBT 24754, 1618 nucleotides long. RefSeq names its product hydroxyacid-oxoacid transhydrogenase. NCBI's taxonomy places the organism in Eukaryota, Fungi, Ascomycota, Eurotiomycetes, Eurotiales, Aspergillaceae. The transcript is spliced from 3 exons. Gene Ontology annotation, molecular function: alcohol dehydrogenase (NAD+) activity; metal ion binding. Gene Ontology annotation, cellular component: mitochondrion. Bases 131 to 1618 code for a protein of 495 amino acids. The record is from RefSeq and is a predicted model, not a curated record.
CCGACUCCACGACUCCAUCUCCAUCUCCAACAUCUACCAUCGUAUAAGACCUGAUCCUUUCCGGAAUUUCUUUUGUGAUUUACUCCCUUCUUCUUCUUCUUCUUCUCUCUUCACCCCCCCCUCCCCCAUCAUGGUCCCUGCAAUCCGUGUACCCCCUUCGGCGGCCAGUAGAGCACGCAAUCUGCUGCGCACCGUACAAUACACACAUCCUCCUUCUUGUCCUUGUCAUUCGAACCCAAAUCAUCAUCAUCACCAUGCCAGAACUCCUACUUUAGCUGACCAUGUUCGUCGACAUAUGGCUACUCCCACAGACCCCUCACGGGAGAAGGAGUACGCCUUCGAAAUGGCUGCCUCUAGUAUCCGGUUCGGCCCAGGAGCCACCAAGGAAGUCGGCAUGGACUUCGCAAACAUGAAGGCUAAACGCGUCUGCAUUGUUACAGAUAAGAACGUUGCCAAAUUGGACGCGAUGAAACAAGCUGUGGAAGGUCUGUCUCGUGAGGGGAUUGAGUUCACAGUAUAUGACCAAGUUCGGGUCGAACCAAAGGAUAGCUCGGUCAAGGAAGCCAUUGCAUUUGCCAAACCCUACAAUCCAGAUGCCUUCCUGGCUGUUGGUGGUGGAUCGGUCAUCGACACCGCAAAACUCAUGAAUCUAUACACUGUCUUCCCCGAAGCCGACUUCCUUGACUUUGUCAACGCCCCCAUUGGCAAAGGUCUUCCAGUAACAAAAGCCCUCAAACCUCUCGUCGCAGUUCCCACGACCGCCGGUACCGGCUCCGAAACCACUGGAACCGCCAUCUUCGACCUCGUCUCCAAGGGGGCUAAAACGGGGAUUGCCCAUCGUAACCUUAAACCCACGCUAGGAAUUUGUGACCCUCUCAACACACGGACGAUGCCUUCUGCAGUGCAUGCCUCUUCGGGUCUCGAUGUUCUGUGCCACUCUCUUGAAUCCUGGACGGCAAUCCCUUACAACGAACGCACCCCGCGCCCCACAAACCCCAUCAACCGCCCCGCCUACCAAGGUGCAAACCCUAUCUCCGACAUCUUCUCCCUCCAGGCCCUCCGCAGCACGGUCAAGUAUCUUCCUCGCGCCGUCAAGGACCCGGAUGACUUUGAGGCCCAGUCCCAGAUGCUGCUCGCUGCUACACUAGCUGGUGUCGGAUUCGGAAACGCAGGUGUCCACCUCUGCCACGGCAUGAGCUACCCCAUCUCCAGCCAGAACCCAGGCUACAAACAUGCCGGGUAUGAUGUCGACUACCCGAUUAUUCCCCACGGGGUUACGGUUGCCGUGACUGCUCCUGCCGUCUUCCGAUUUACCGCUGCCUCGAAUCCAGACCGCCAUCUUGCGGCGGCUGAGGCCUUUGGUGUUGACAUCUCGAAUGUCAAGCGCGAAAGUGCCGGUGAAGUGCUCGGUGAGGCACUGGCCAAGUUCCUUGCGGAUUUGGGCGACCAGCCUCUUGGGUUGAAGAACCUAGGCUUCAAGCCUUCUGAUAUCGAGUCGCUCGUAGAGGGUACCCUACCACAAAGACGUGUGUUGAUGCUUGCUCCCAACCUCAGCAGUGAGUUGGAGGCUGAGAAGGAUGAGCUCAGACGUCUACUAGAACAGUCUAUGCAGUAUUAA